AUGACGAAGGCCCCGUUCUCCGUGGAGUGGUUGUCCCAGAGCAGCCAGGCUCUCAAGAGUCCCACCGAGGGCUCUCCGCACCGAGAAUCCUCCGCGGGCCACCGGCCCGGCUCUGGCUCCGGUCCUGGCUCUGGCUCCAGCCCCGGCUCGAGCGAGCGGAGUCGGGAGCAGUCCGCCGGGCUGCGGGCCGGGAGAAGCGGCAGGAGCAGGGAGCAUGUGGCGGCCACUCCCGCUGCAGGAGCAGACGGGCGGCCGUCGGGAGCGGGUCAGCCCGUGCCCGAGGAGGGUCCCGAGUGCUCGGGCCCCGAGGAGCCCGGCGGGCGCGGCGGGCGGCGGCUGCGCACGGCGUUCAGCGCCGAGCAGAUCAGCACCCUGGAGAGCUCCUUCCAGCGGCAGCAGUACCUGGGCGCCGCCGAGCGCCGGCAGCUGGCGGGCAGGAUGCGCCUCUCCGAGGUGCAGAUCAAGACUUGGUUUCAGAACCGACGGAUGAAGCUCAAGAGGCAGCUGCAGGAGUUGAGGACGGAGCCCUUCUGCAGUCCCCCUCUCCCUUACGGACCUCAGGGCGGUGUGGUGCCCUUGCCUCUCGCAUACGUGGCCAGACCAUCACCUCUGCCCCGGCAAGGGGCCGCCUCUGAGGGUUUCACCUUGGCUGCUCUGCCGGCAACCGCCCUGGACCUCAGCAGCGCCUGCAGAGCACAGCCAGUUGGCUUUUGGGCGGCACCCUGCUUUGUAGGGUACAGGGAUCCCAGAGCAUUCUUGCUGGGUGUCUGACCGUCUGAUAUGGACUAUGACUAAAGAGGAUUUGCACUACUGAUAGAUAUUUGGGCUGCCCUUGUCUGUAACUGCCUGGCGGAGUUAUGAUGCAGCACUGAACAAAACAUUUUACAAAGACAUGCUGGACAACCUGGAUUAUGGACUUCAGGCCUCUGCAUUUAUAGGCAACUGUAAAAUAGGAACAGAGUGGGACAAACACUUAAUAUAAAUGAAAUCCUUUAAUAAAUCUAAUUCUUUUUUCUA
This is a messenger RNA of Empidonax traillii (willow flycatcher), 1017 nucleotides long. RefSeq names its product homeobox protein vent1B-like. Gene Ontology annotation, biological process: regulation of transcription by RNA polymerase II. The coding region runs from base 1 to 771 and encodes 256 amino acids. Gene Ontology annotation, molecular function: DNA-binding transcription factor activity, RNA polymerase II-specific; RNA polymerase II cis-regulatory region sequence-specific DNA binding. The record is from RefSeq and is a predicted model, not a curated record. The transcript is spliced from 3 exons. NCBI's taxonomy places the organism in Eukaryota, Metazoa, Chordata, Aves, Passeriformes, Tyrannidae.